GGGACAGGUGUGAGCAGCUCGAACAUCAUGUCUAAUGUAGACACUCAGGACAGCGUUUGCCUCUGACUAAAACUUGACCACGACCCCCACGUAUCGGUGGGUCACAGUCAGGACGGGAUGACUGACUCACUUCUGCUCUCUGCACGGCGGAGCUCGAGCUCUCACGCCAACUCCACCGUCAGUGACGUCUGCGUCACGUGUCCGUCUCUUCCCUCGGUACGUCCGUCGUAUUUUCCUCCCCUCCACUGCCUGCUUUAACGCUGAGAGCUACUCGAAAUAAACAAGCGCAAAACAGGGGGCCGUUGUGAGGACCGGUGUGGCUCCGGUGUCACGCGUAUCACCAGCCUGUGGACAGAGGGGGCUUACACCUAUAAGUUGCCAUCAGUGAAGCCCAAACCCUCCCGUCAGUUUCUGGCUCCACUGAGCCCAUAUCAUUGUAAACUUUUUUUUUUUUUAAUCCUGCGCUGCAUACACUGAGCUCCGACAAAGCGAGGUUUUCCCUUUAAGAUUGCAGUGAGAACUACAAGUGGACCUGUGGACAUGUCCCGCUGUCCUCCUUCCCCCACGCCUGGUCUAUAGUCAACCAGAAACGACUCAUAGUCUCACUCACACCCCAUUCUCAGCCAUUUGACCAACCCUCCCCACCCUGUGGUCACAUCAUGGCCAGCAAGAGGAAGUCCACUACUCCAUGUAUGAUCCCCAGCAAAGUCAUACGCCCAGCAGAUGAGGUUGAAGAGGACUCUCCAGUUCUUCUCCGUCAAUCACGGAUUUCUGGAGGGGGCAGACAAAGCCCGCCUGACCCAGGAGAGUCUUCCAAACCAGAGGUGGGGGAUGCUGUCAAAGAUGGUGCUGGCACUUACACCUGUAGGCCUUGUAACUUUAAAACCCAUGACCUUAACUUGUUCUUGGAUCAUGUGUACUCCGGGCACCAGGACUUCCGUGCGGACCCCAGCUUCUUCUGUGUGAGCUGUGGAGUUUCGGCGCCCAAGUUUGAGGGCUUGGCCCUGCAUAACGCCAGGGUCCACCCUAGCACAUUGAACACGACACUGCAGCUGAGGAAGAGGGACAGGAGAGUAGUGGUAGAGCAGAAUCUGGUGACUGGGGCAGAGACAGGGAAGGACAGCGAGAUCUCCAUCACCAAAACCCCGAUUAUGAGGAUGCUGAAGGGCAAAUCGGAGUCUAAACGUAUAGUGGUGUCUCACCCAGUCUCUGAAGAGCCAUCCUCAGACUCGCACUCUGUAUCUACACCCAGAGAGACUGAAAGAAAAGAGCCUGCUGCAGUUACAGUCACACAUGUUCCCACAAUUGUCCAUAAUGGAACGACAAAGGUCUCUCUGCCCUCAGCAAUCCAGAUAGUCAACGGCUCUGGAGCAUUACCAAUGCUCAAGACGCCCAUCACACAGGUGGUCUCGGUGGUUCAAAACAGAAGCCUUCAACAAUCCGCACCAAUCACAGCCUCCUCAAAUAUUUCUUCUGCUUCGUUUUCGACCUCCAAAAAUCUCCCCAAGGUGAUGAUUCCUUUGAGCAGCAUCCCCACCUACAGUGCCUCCAUGGACUCCUCUUCCUUCUUGAAAACCUCUUUCAGUAAGUUCCCAUACCCCACAAAGGCGGAGCUCUGCUACCUGACGGUGGUCACAAAAUUCCCAGAAGAGCAGAUCAAGAUCUGGUUCACAGCUCAGAGACUCAAACAAGGCAUCAGCUGGUCUCCUGAGGAGAUCGAGGAGGCCAGGAGGAAGAUGUUCAACACCAUCAUCCAGACUGCACCCUCCAGCUCACAGAACCAGACCCAGAGUCACCACAGCCCGGCCCAACACACAAUCACAGUCCUGCCUGCCUCACUGGGGGCUACUGGGAUCCCCCACAUCCUGCAGGGCUCUCUCGUCAGCCAAGGAGGGGUAAUCGUCACGCAGCCUGUAAUGGCAAACGGUAUCCAGGUUAGCAGUGCUCCUGUGGCCCUGGCUGUCACACCUAAGCCCCAGGCUGCAGCCCGGCCCAUGAUGCAGGCCCGACCUGCUGCAGCGCUGGUGGCAGACAAAGGCAUCAGCAUGGUGGUGGGGACAGUGGGGAGCAGCAGCACUGGGAGCAACAUCAUUAGCAGCAGCAGCAGCAGCAGCAGCAGCAGUAGGAAUGGGAGAGCGGGGACUAGCAGUAUUAGUACAAGCAGUCACGCAAGUGUCAUCAACCUUAGUCUUGGAAGCAGUAAUCUUAGUAAUGCUAAGGUUAGCGGUGUCAACGGUAAACACAGCAGUGCUAAUGCAGACUGCAAUAACAAGAGCAAUAGUAAUGUCACCAGCCACGUGAAUGCUAAGAACACUGAUAUCAGCAAAGCCAGCAACACCAGCAUUGUGCAGAGUGACAGCAAAGUCACCGCAGAAAGCAGAAACGCCACAGACAGCAAAUCUAAAGACGGCAAAACAGGCAGUGAUAGACAGAAGAGCAAAGAUACCAACGGUAGCAGCAACAAAAAUCACACAACUAGCAUAAGCACAGAUGAUGUCGAGCCCCCCACCAGUGACUCUCCGCCCAUCAAAAUGGAGGAGGCGUCCACACUGGACCCCAGUUUUUACAAGGGCAAGAAGUCUCAGGAGCAGCUCAACGCUCUGAAAGACAGUUUUCAGGUCAGCCAGUUUCCCGACCAGGAGGAGGUGGACCGCCUCAUUGCUAUUACUGGGCUCACGGUCCGGGAAGUCCGCAAGUGGUUCAGCGACCGCCGCUACCACUUUCGCAACCUCAAAGGCUCGCGAUCCAGCACAAGUGGACAGAGUAAGUCUGGCACUGCGGCGGGAGCAGGGAGCAGCACGCCAGGGAGCAGCGCCGCUGGCAGUGCCAACCCUGUUGAUCUGUCGGAAAGUAGCAGCAACUCCGGUGCAAAAACACCCCAGCACAGCUCUGCACCCCUGAGCCCAACUGCAUCACUGACUCCCACCUCUCCCACGACGCCUUCCCGUCGACUCCCCAGACCACCGUCACCUGAUUUCACAGCUAUCCGCUACAAGGAGAGAGAACCUCAUCAGCUAAAGGCUCUGGAGAGCAGCUUUAUCCAGGACCCUGACCCGACAGGAGAGGAAGUGGACAGGCUGCGAUCUGAGACCAAGAUGACCAGGAGGGAGAUCCACGGCUGGUUCGCUGAGAGGAGGAAGAGAAUGGCAGCUGAGAAAAAGAAAGAGGACGCGGAGCGGGCGAUGAGAGAGGAGGAGGUGGAGGAGAUGGAAGCCGAUGGGGAGGAGAGACAGAAAGAGGACGGGUUGGGAGAACUGAAAGUCAACCCUAUUAAAAUAAAUCUGAAGAUGCUGAAGGUGACGGAGGCCAACGGCAAAGCAGAAGGUGAAGGGUCGGAUAGCCCGCUUCAAACCAGCAGCACACCCACAUCCUCCCCCGGCCCCACUCCAUCCUCCACCCCAAAACAAUCCCAAUCCUCCACCCCUACACCCAAAACGACUCACUCCCCCAAACCCACAGCCAUCCGAGGUAAGAAGACAGCGGAGCAGCUGCAAAUGCUCAAACAAGUCUACGCCCGUACCCAGUGGCCCAGCGCCACUCAGUAUGAUGAAAUGAUCUCAGCGACUGGACUGCCCAGACCUGAGGUCGUGCGCUGGUUUGGGGACUGCCGCUAUGUGCAAAAGAACGGCCAGCUGAAGUGGCUGGAGUCUUACCAGAACAUGGCUCUGGAGGAGGACCUCAAGAAGGCGAACGCACAGAUCCUCCAGGCCCACCGUGACGCCCACGGCAGCCUGGAAGAGUCACAGUUGCAGGAACUGGCUCAGGCCAGUGGUUUAUCAGUGGACUUGGUGCGACACUGGUUCUCCACCAAGGCGUUGGAACCGUCUGCUGCUGCUCAUGCGACAGGAGCAGGACCAGUUGUACCAGACGCAGCAGCUGAGCCACAAACAGCAGGAUCCUCCCCCCUGGAGCCGCAGCCAGGAGGAGGGACAGAGGAGAAAAUGGAGCAGUCGGUGUGUGGUGUCGCAGCAGAAGCGGAGGUGGAGGAGGAGGAGGAAGCCAAUGCUGACAUGACUGUGAAUUCUACUAAAGGAACCGAUUGAAGAGGCCUUUUGUGUGAGGAUGGAGUUCUCAACGCAGGUGGUCUUUGUGUCGGUAGUCUGAGGAAAAGGCGGCAGAUGCGGUUGUAACAGGAUCACUGGAUGGAAAUGGACCUUGAAACCAUCCUCACCCAUCCCUCUCUCUCUCACACCCCUAGAGGUAGGCAUGACCUCCCCCGCUACGUGAGAUGGACGCUAAAGCCACUAUCACCCCCCCUCCUAUCCAUCCACCCACUCCCUGCCCUCCUUCUCUCGUUGUGUCUACGCCUCCGCAACACAGACCUUCUCCUGUAUCCUCCCGUCCGCCAUUUUCCCCUCAGAAGGAAGUUCCAGUAGAAGUGCAGGAGUGGAUGAGGUGGAGGGAGGGGCCGUUUUUCUGCCGUGUUUGUUCCGCCUGCCUGCUGUGAUGGAAGAAAAGAAGAAGGGAAAAACAAGGGUAGAUUUGGAGGAAGAAUAGAAGGGGGAAAAAGGGGAGAGGUGUGGUGGAGAUUGAGACCUCAGCACAUCAGGGGUGGGGGUUGGGGUUUUGGACAGUUGUCGACCAAAUCAACCCUCAGACGAGGAUCGACGUGUUGAGUGUUGAGAGACUGUUCAUAGUCUGUUUUGGGGUACGAAAAACUGCACAGCUCUUUGCUACAGGGUGCUUGCCUUAAAGGCCUUAAAGUGAAUCAAAUGACAAAUUCUGUUUCCAUCGUAUCACCUUCAUGCUCCCAUUUUUUUCCACCUACUUGCACUCAUACACUUUGACUUCAUGCUUGCAGCUGACUUUAAACGUGCUAGCUAGGCUGUUCAUAGCGUCUUUGGUGAAACACAGCACUGACGUUCAUUCGACCACGUCUUCGUACUCGCUUUUCAUUUCUUAGCUGUACAUAUUUGGUUAAACAGGACAUUUAAAUUGUUCAGUUCGAGGAAAAAUAUCUGGAACUCCGUCAUCCAAAGAGGGCAAGCACCCUGUUGUGUUCACACAAAAAGGCGACACAAUAUAGUAGACUCUAUGGAAUCUGGUUCGUGUUGUAGCAUCAAGUGCUUCUUUACGUCACUGACGUGUACGUACAUUUGUUUUUAUGGAACUUUCCUAUGACAUAAAUUUGACUGUAAAAGAACUGUGAACUUUUACCAGAGUUCCAUACUUAGGCUUGAUGUAUAAUUUUUACAGAUGGUAUUUGCAGAAUAAACAGAAUGU
Messenger RNA from Epinephelus fuscoguttatus (brown-marbled grouper), 5223 nucleotides. It is a transcript of the gene zhx3b, whose product is annotated as zinc fingers and homeoboxes 3b. Gene Ontology annotation, molecular function: DNA-binding transcription factor activity, RNA polymerase II-specific; DNA binding. Gene Ontology annotation, biological process: regulation of transcription by RNA polymerase II. The record is from RefSeq and is a predicted model, not a curated record. Gene Ontology annotation, cellular component: nucleus. Lineage: Eukaryota; Metazoa; Chordata; Actinopteri; Perciformes; Serranidae. Bases 660 to 4043 code for a protein of 1127 amino acids. The transcript is spliced from 7 exons.